This is a messenger RNA of Paramecium sonneborni, 834 nucleotides long. The record is from the annotation of a GenBank genome assembly. NCBI's taxonomy places the organism in Eukaryota, Ciliophora, Oligohymenophorea, Peniculida, Parameciidae.
AAAUAAAUUUGAAUAAAGAAAAACAAUAAUUUGAGCGAAUUAGUUUUUAUAUACAUAGCAUUUUCUAGAAGCUUUAGUAGUAAUUAUAUAGAGUUUUAAAAAGUGAGGUUUUUACAGAAAUAAAAUAAUUAAAAAUAGUGAUGCAAAAGACAAUGUAAAUUUUAUUCUCGAAAUUUCUUUAGCGCUCCUAUAGUAAAAUGGGCUUAAAGAAAAGAUAAUGUGUUUUUGACAGUUGAAACAAGAGAUUUGAAAGAUGAAAAAGUUGAUUUGACUUCUAACUCACUAAAAUUCUCAGCUAAUGCAGAAGGUAUUAAUUAUGCUUUUGAAAUUAAUUUCUUUGCCGAAGUUGUUGUUGAAGUAAAUAAAUUUAUUAUAUAAAUUAUAGGAAAGUAAAUGGACUAAUUAUGGAUUGAAUGUCAGAUUUAUUUUAUCUAAGAAAGAUAAAACUGCUUCAUAUUGGACAAGAUUAAUAAAGGAGACACAUAAAUUAUAAUACUUAUAGGUUUGAUAUAUUUUCUAAUAAAAGGUGGAUUGGACAAAAUACAUUGAUGAAGAUGAUGAAGCUGAAGAAGGAGGAAAAGGUUUAGAUGAUUGGGAUUAGAACAAAUUCUAAAAUUUCGAUUAAGGUGGUGCAGAUGAAGAUGAUGAAGAAGGUGAAGAAGAAUAACCAAAGGAAGGUAUAAAUAGAAGUUUUUAAUGUUAGGAAAUGUUGAUGAUUUAGAAAAAGAAGAAGAAGUAUAAAAAAAUGAUUAAGCACCAAAAGAAGGUGAAUAAGAGAAAUAAGCAGAGAGUAAUUGAUAUGAUAUUAUAUCUAUGUUUAAAUAUGAAGAUGUA